Molecule: messenger RNA, 780 nt
Organism: Bemisia tabaci
Lineage: Eukaryota; Metazoa; Arthropoda; Insecta; Hemiptera; Aleyrodidae
Source: RefSeq, a predicted model, not a curated record
AUAUUACAUAUAUUUAAAGUCGCUCUACAACGCACUCUGGCGUCCUGCGACACCCAAACGCCACAUAUGCCUGUCUCAUCCAUAAUCAGUUUCUUUUUAUUCUGUCUAGGUGUGGGUAAAACUACUCUAACUAAAAAAAUUUGUGAAAGGCUCAGAACUAACAGAAUCAAAAUUCAAGGAUUUUACACCGAGGAAAAAAGGGAACAUGGAUCUCGCAUUGGCUUUGAUGUUGUAAGUUUGGACGGAAAAAGAGGACCACUUGCUAGAAUAACAUCUCAACAAUGUGGGAACUUUCCGAAAGUUGGGAAGUAUGCUGUCGAUAUUCAGGCUUUUGAAUCUAUUGCUCUGCCCAUUUUAAACAAUCUUCAAGGUUCGCCUGUCCUAAUACUGGAUGAAAUUGGAAAAAUGGAAUUAUACAGCAAUAAAUUUAAGCAGAAAGUUAGUGAAAUAUUUCGAAACUCGGAAACAGUGAUUCUUGCCACCAUACCCUCUCGACCAAUGCCAGUUGUAGACAGCUUACGAAAACUUCCAUCAGCGAAAAUUUUUACUCUGUCGGUCCAAAAUAGAGACGAUUUGGAGGAUGAAGUGAUGACCCAUUUAAUGGCUCCAUUGGCUACAACAUGAUUCUUGGAACAUAGAUAGGUUACAAAAUUAGUGGAUCAUUAUCUUCCAAACAAAAUUCUGUUACAAUGCAGUUUUGCCUAUUUAAAAAAAAAUGUUUUUACUGCAGUUUUCAAAUGAAAACAAGUAUAUAUAAGAAAUAAAGAAAUUGAAAAACUC